Molecule: messenger RNA, 606 nt
Organism: Panicum virgatum (switchgrass)
Lineage: Eukaryota; Viridiplantae; Streptophyta; Magnoliopsida; Poales; Poaceae
Product: DNA-directed RNA polymerases II, IV and V subunit 12
Exons: 3
Coding region: 143-301 (52 amino acids)
Biological process (GO): DNA-templated transcription
Cellular component (GO): RNA polymerase III complex; RNA polymerase II, core complex; RNA polymerase I complex
Molecular function (GO): DNA binding; DNA-directed RNA polymerase activity; zinc ion binding
Source: RefSeq, a predicted model, not a curated record
GCUAGUUGUCGGCCCAGAGGCCCAGUCAAAGCCUACUCUCCUUCUUUCUCUCUCUAGUCUCUCUGCCCAUCUCUCUCCCCGCAGGCUGCUGCUCCGUGCUCCCUCCCCAGAGAGAGAGAAACCCUAGCUCGCGGCUCGCCGGAUGGAUCCUCAGCAGCCGGAACCGGUCAGCUACCUCUGCGGAGAUUGUGGAGCCGAGAACACGCUGAAGCCGGGUGAUGUGAUCCAGUGCCGCGAGUGCGGCUACCGCAUCCUCUACAAGAAGCGGACCCGCCGAAUUGUCCAAUAUGAAGCGCGCUGAAGAAAAGGGAGCCAUGUUGGUUGUGCCUCAAGCAGUGUAACAGGCCGCCUGGGGGAAUGAAUGACUCGUGGUGAUUCGUAUGGUAACUCGUGUGUACUAGGUUGUAACGGUGCACUGUACUGCACCUGGAAGCGUUGAAACACUCGGAAAUGUGGAUGGGUGUCAGAUAUACCCUAUAAGUAUUGAAAUAGUAUGAUUGCUUGGAACCUAAUAAGUGGGGGUCUUUUGCGCCUUGCUUUGCGCUGUUAAGCUGCUGGUCUCGCCAUACACCAGCUGCGGCACCCGUCAGGCUUUUGAGUUUUGAA